Messenger RNA from Dracunculus medinensis (Guinea worm), 6555 nucleotides. Lineage: Eukaryota; Metazoa; Nematoda; Chromadorea; Rhabditida; Dracunculidae. The record is from the annotation of a GenBank genome assembly.
AUGCUUUUUUCAUGUUGUGGCAGUUCGAACGUUAAGAAUCGUCGAAUCGUUAUUAUUGAAGAGGAACAAAAAAGAGCAUUUAAUCAAAAAGACGAGGAAGAAUCAAGUACAUCUUCUCAGUUAUCUUAUUCGUCUAAUAGAACUACUGAUAGUGAAUUAGUGAAAAACGUAGAGGAAAAAUUUAGCAAAAAACCUCGAAGUCGAAAAAGUUCACGAACCGAAACCGUAGAUCCAGGUCACUGGGUCCAUAUAUCACCACAAGUUCGAUUUCGCACAUUAACAGCUCAUGAACAACAGCAAAUUUUUGCGUUACAAAAGCAACAAGCAGCAAAUUUAACCAAAAUGGAAGACACUGCCACUGAAAUAACAACAGCUCAUGGACAAUCAAUCGAUUUAAUCCAUGAUAGCCCGGGAUCUCGAUCUAAUUACGGCGAAUUUUAUUGGGACACGAAUGGUGAAACCACAUCAUAUCACAUAUCGGAUUCAUUUGAUAGCGAUAUAUUACUGGAUAUGGAUUCAUAUACGAAAGGUGCUACUGGUGCCGUUGGUUCACUUGACCGAACACAAGAAGAUCUAAGUAAAUAUCGACAGCGAAUUGAUGCAAACGUUGAACAACAGCGUGAAUAUGCUGAUAUGAUUGCUUCCUUACAACGAAAGGUUCUGGAAUAUCGACGCCAUAUUGUUGAACUUGAACAACGAAUGGCAGCCGUUCGACCAAUGAGUGGAGACCAAACAACAACAUUCACUAUAAUUGAUUCAACUGUCUUUCCGGAUAAUAAAUAUAAAGAUGACAGUCUAUGGACAGGAAAAAAAUAUGAUGAACCUAGUGAUUAUCAAUUAUUAAUGCGACUAGAUGACGAAAGACGAAAAAUCGAUGAAUAUCGCCUUCAACUUGAACAGGAACGAAUACAUAAUGAACAAUUACAACACGAAAUCGAGCGAAUGCGCCAACAAUAUGAGAUGAGUGCUCGAGAAAAGGAGAAAACUUUUGUUAUACGUGAAAGGAACCUCGCACAAUAUCUGAGUGAAGAACAGAAAAAAAUGAUGGAUUUAUGGACCGAAUUACAACGAUUAAGAAAACAAUUGAAUGAAUAUAAGGAACGAACCGAACACGAUUUAGAAAAUCAGAAAAAUGAAAUUGUAACAGCGAUUCGUAAUGUUGGAGGUCUUCGUCAACUUAAUUUAACUGGAGUUGAACCUUCUAGAGGAGGAGGUAUCGGUGAGCCAUUACUUAGUGAGAUCGCUGCAGCUAAUGUUGAUGUUAGUGGUACAACAAUAAAUCAGGAUACAAUAUUAAUCGAAGCGAUUCGUCGUUUUCGAGAAAGUCAAGCACCGAGUACGACAAAAGAUUUGGAAUUAAUAAAGGAAUUAAAACUGAGUAGUUCUGCUGCUGAUAAGGAUCUUUACAAUGAACUUAUGAAAAAGUAUGAAAGCAUCGAAAGAAAUAUUGAAUUAGAAUCAAAAGGUGAUGAUGCACAACGAAAGAUUGCUGCACUUGAAGCUCAGUUACGACGAACUAAGGAUCGUUUAACUGAUAAUCAAAACGCGCUACGAAAACUUCAUGACCUCGCCCGUGACACUGAUCGUGAACCAGAAACACGUAAACGUACUCGAUCACUUUCACCAGGUGAAACACCGCUACCACCAACUGAAGCACUUCGAACAGUUCGUUCAAUUAUUCGAAAUAAGGACAAUAAUAUUCAGCAGCUAGAAAGGAAAUUAAAAAACGCAGAAACUCAGAUAAAAGAGUUCAUAAAUAAAUUCGAGACAACCGACGAAACACGACGACGAUUAGAUAAACAACUAUCGGAUUCAAAAAGGGAUUUUGCUAAUCAGCAAAAAGCAUUUGAUGAUGCCGAAAGACAAAUUCGACGUCUUGAAGAUCGUCUAAAAACGGUUGAUUCUGAAAAGAUUGCAGCCGAAAAUGCGCGAAAAUAUUUGGAAACCGAAUUGGAAAAACUUCAUCAACAAUUUCGUAAAACGACGGCCGAAGAGGAACGAAAAGCUCGAGAUGAGGCUGCAGAACAAAAUCAGUCUCUUGAAAAUGAUUAUAAAAAUCGAUUAAAUGAACUAAAUCGACGGAUCGAAAUAUUUCAACGUGAUAAUGUAAAACUGAAGAAUGAUCUAAAUAAUGUCAAAGACAAAUAUCGAGAUCUCGAAAAUAAUUACAAUAUGACUUUACGAAAAGUUGAAGACAAAGAUGGAACAAUAAAGCAUUUAGAAGAUAUAAAACGUACGUUAACAAAAGAACUUGAUGAUCAACGAAUUCGCUAUGAUACAUUAAAUAUUGAAGUGGAACGCCUGAAUAAUGAAACAGAUACAAACCAUAAAGCUAUCUCAACACAUGAACAAACUAUUCGAGAACUUAAACAACAAAGGGAUGAAAUAAACAAACAAAAGGACGAUUUAUCUCGACAACUAUUCGAUUUAAAGCAUAAAUUGGAAAGCGAAAAAGCGGCUAAGGAAAACGUCGAAGGAACAACUAAAAGACAUAUGGAAGAGAUCGAUGCGUUGAAAUUGCAAAUAACUGAUUUGGAGCAACAAUUAAAUGUUUUACGACGACAUAACGAUGAUUUGGACACAAAAAUAAACAGUAAUCAAGCAAAAAUGGCGACAUUAGACAAUGAUUUGCGCACCGCUACGAAAGAAAUUGAAAAACUCAAUGAACUUAAUAUUCGAUUACAAAAAGAGAAAAAAGAUGCUGUAAAUCAAAUGUUGAAAUGUGAAGGAGAUACGAGCGAUUUCAAGGAACAAAUAAAACGUCUUGAACAAGAAAUCGAAAAAUUAAAAAAAGAAAUAACAAUUCAUGAAGAAAAUGAACUAAAAUCAAGAGAAACAAUAAAAGAAAAAACGAAUAAAGCAAAUUUACUCGAAAAAGAACUUCAAGAAGCAAAAAUUGAAAUCGAUGAAUUACUAAGAAAAAUCAAACAACUCGAGGACAAUUUUAAAGAAAAAACACGUAUUUCAAUUCGUAGCAAAAGUUCCGAUGAAGAUUUAGCUGGUAGUGGUGGUGGCGGUGCUGGUGGUGGAUCAGUUAGCACAACUCACGAUACACAAAUCACCGAAAUACGCAUUAAAGAAAUUAAUGAUAAAUGGAAGAAGGAUAUUGAAAGACUUGAAAAUGAGAAGGAUGAAUUAGAACGACGUAUUCGAGAAAUCGAAGAUGAAUUAUCAAUAAAAAACCGUGAAAUUGAGAAAUAUGGAAGUGAAGCGAACGAAUUAAGACGCAAAUAUCAAGCGGAAAUCGAUCGCCUUAAAGCUGAAAUCUCACAGUUAUACGAUAAACACCAAAACGAACUCGAUGAUGAACGAGAACAAUAUAAUAGAAAUAUUGAUGCGAUAAAACUUAUCGAAGAUGAACUUCGAAAUCAAAUGACAAUAAAUGAAAAGAAAUUGGCUGAAUCGGAAAAUCUAAGCAAUCGUUUCGAACGUGAAAUGAAUGAAUGGAAAGAAAAAUAUGAACAAUUAAUUAAACAAAUGGAAAAGAUACGAGAAGAUUAUGAAGAUGCUAAAAAUCAAGCUGAAAAUGAAAUACAGAAAUGGAAAACGGAUUCAUAUUCAGCUCGAAGCGAAUUAAAAUCUAUAGAAGCAUUAAAUUUAGCACUAAAAUCGCAAAUAGUCACUAUAAAUGAACGAUGUGAAUCGCUCAACAAAACCGUUAAUGAUCAAUCGGCCAAGAUAAGAGAUCUGAAUGCACAAAUUCGACGCCUCGAAGAGGAAAUAUCUGAUUUGAAGGCAACACUAACCAAUCGUGAUUCCGAUUUGGAAAGUGCUCUAUCACGUUUACGUACAGUUGAAGAGCAAUAUUCAGCAGCACAACUUGAAAAUAGCAAAAUUCGAAAUGAAUUCGAAAUUUUACAACGUGAUUACGAUGUUAUGAAGGCGACAAAUACUUCAAAUGAAAAUGAACUUGAACGUCUCAGAAAGAAAUUACAACAAGCCGAAAUCACGAUAAAGGAAUAUCGAAAUGCAAUUGAUCAUCUUAAAGUUGAGCGAGAAAAAUUGCAAAACGCAUAUCGUGAUAAGACGAAGCAAUUCGAUCAUUUGAAUCAACUGGCUCAAUCAUUCGAUAGCAAACUCAGUAAAUUAAGAUUGGAACUUAAAGACAAAUCUGAUAAGUUAAUAGCGUCCGACACGGAACGAAAUGCAUUACGUUCGGAAAUCGCAAAACUUCAGCAAGAAUUACAAUUUGGUAAAGAUCAAAUGGUACGUAAAACUGAUGAAUAUCAAUCAUCACUUGAAGACCUUGCAAACGCGCAUCGUUCAGCUGAAGAUGGUCGUCUAAAUGCACUUCAAGAAAUUGAAACUCGUAAAUAUGAAAUGGCUGAUUUAAAGUCACGACUUGAGAAUACCGAACAACGACUAACUGCAUUACAAGAAGAAUAUAUGAACAUAAAUCGAGAUCGAGAUAUUUUAACUGACACUCUUCGACGUUUUCAGAACUUUACAAAUCGUGCUAUAACUCUUCAUAAAUUACGCGAAAAGGUCCGCAUUGAUGAAAUUAUUAUUGAUAAAACGACAACUGAUGUCGACGAUGGUACAUUCCAUUCAAUUCCAUUCCCUUCACCAAUUGACUAUUCAAGCGGAGGAAUACGUAAAGCAGGUGGCACGAUAACAAGUAUUAAUAUCGGUGAAACACUUGAUAUAAAUCAACUUGAAAGUACACUUCAAACACUUAUUGGUCGCAUCGAAAAACUUGAACGCGAACGGAAUGAAUAUCGUGAAUCGUUAAAUCGUCUUCGAAAGAAGACAAGUGAUGUGCAUACAACAAUAAAUAAACGAGAAACUCGAUAUAAGACUAUCGAAGAAAAUUUAACUGAUUUAGAAGAAGAAAAGAAAACAAUGGAAAUACGACUGUCAUCAGCAAAACAACUUCUACGUUCACAAGAAGAAGCAUUGAAAGAACGCGACGAAGAACGUCGACAAAUGAAAUCAAAACUCGUUGCUAUUGAACUUGAAGCGCGAGGCAAAGAUGCACAACUACGACAUUUGACCGAACAAAUGAAAAGUUUACGUCAGGAUUUGGAUAAUGCACAUAAUGAUAUUCGUCAGUUAAGAGACCAUGAAGAACAAUGGGAAGCAAAUCGUUUCCAACUCGAAAGUAAAAUUAGAGAUAAAGAAGGGGAAAAUCAACGAAUUAGUUUACAAAUGACAAAUCUCGAUAUGGAGAAAAAGAACCUCACGGAACGAGUCAAAGAACUAACUGGCGAAUUACAAUUAAAUGAAAUAAAAAAUAACGAUAUGAAAGAAGAUAUUGAACGAUUAAAACGCGAAUUAGAAAAAGCUGAAAAUAUUGAAGCCGAAUUGAGAAAAACAAAUGAUCAACAAACACGUACGCUAAGUGAAUAUCACGUUUUACGUGAGCAGAUCAGUAGCACACAGAAUGAUUUAACAAAUGCAACAACUCAAAAACAACAACUUGAAAAUGAAAUACAAAGUCUCCAUAACGAAUUACGUGACUAUAAACAACGUGUACAUGACGUGAAUGGACGUGCUUCAGAUUUGCAACGUCAACUCCAAGAUUCAAAUAAUGAAAAAAAUCGUCUUGAUGAUCGAAUUAUUCAUUUAGAAAAGGAUAUAACAAUUCAUCAAAAAACAGAAAAUGAUUUAAAACAACAAAUCGAAUCAUGUAAAAAUGAACGAAGAGUUAUGCAAAAAGAAUUUGAUGAUUUACGACAACGUUUAACGCAAAUUGAAUCCGACAAACGAAAUAUUAUUUUACAAUUUGAAACAGCAAAAAAAGAUCGAAUUUUACUUCUUAAAAAAACCGAAAAACUUGAAAUAGAAAAACGCGAAACAAAUGCAGCAAUACGUGAAACAGCGUUACAACGUGAAGCUAUUGAGAAAUCAUUGAAUGCUAUGGAACGUGAAAAUAAGGAACUUUAUAAAAAUUGUGCACAAUUGCAACAACAAAUUGCGCAACUCGAAAUGGAAAAUGGUUCACGUAUUAUCGAAUUAAAUAAUAAACAACGUGAAGAACAAGAAAAAUAUUUACAGCGAAUGAAAAAUGAAAAACAACAAGUUGAACGGAUAAUUGAAACUCGUGAACGUCAACUACAAAAUCGUAUAAAACAACUCGAAAAUCAAUUAAGCAUAAUGCGUGAACAGUUGGAUAACGAACGGCGCCGAAGACGUGAUUAUAUAGAUAGAAGUUUAGUUGGUGAUUUCAGUAAAUUAGGCCCAACAUAUUUUGGUAUUCGUGGUGGUGUUGGAAUACAUAGUGCAGGUUUUGUUCCACCCGCACCACCGAUUGAUUUCGAUUCGUCAAAUCGUUUCGGUCGAACAUUUUUCGCAUCAAAUCCAUUGACUCCACCACUUGGUUCAUCAACACCCCGACAAGGAGGAAUGACUAAUUCUGUUAUAAGUCUGAAGGAAUCAGACAGUCAACAGCACAUAAGUUUAUCAUCACAUCAACCAUCAACUGGUGGUAUUAAUGAAUAUGAAAAAUAUGAAAAAUUAGAACCGUCACAUGAAAUCGAAGAAAAACGAACUAAAACUAUCAUAGUUACGAAAACAAGCAGACUGGCUGAAAGUACUUCUGAAAAAAGUGAAUAA